AUGACCACGAGGCUUAAGGAACUGUUCGAGCGUCCGGAAAUUUUUGUCCUGGCCGGCGGCAUGAACGCCAUGGGAGCCAAGAUGGCGGAAGUGGCGGGGUUCGAGGCCUUCUACAUGUCCGGGGGAAACACUUCAGCCCAACUCAUGGGCUGGACGGAAGGCGGCACCAGCAUGCGGGACAUGGUGGACAACGCCAGGCGCAUCGUAAACACCGUGGACAUCCCGGUGUUCUGCGACAUGGAUACGGGAUACGGCGACGCUAUCACCGUUUACGACACGGUGAAGGAAUAUAUACGGGCAGGGAUAGCCGGGGCGCACCUGGAGGACCAAACCUACCCUCCCAAGUCCGGCCCGCGCCGUCGCUGUGUUUCCAUUGAGGAAAUGGUGGGCAAACUUCGGGCUGCAAUGGACGCCAAGAUAGAACUUGACCCGGACUUCGUCAUCGUCGCCAGGUGCGACUUUGCCGGCGUCCCCGGCUCCACCUUCGAGGGCGUAAUGGAGCGCUGCCUGGCCUACAAGAGCCAGUCCGGCGCGGACACCAACCCCACACUGGAGGAACUGCAGGAGGCCGGAGCCGCCGCCGCCUGGUAUCCGGCGCUGACCACCAUGGCCGGGUUGCAGGCGUCCUGGGACCUGUUGCACGAUUUCGGGGAACGCGGCACCGGCGCCAUUGACGACUUUCUGGCAGUGGCCGCGCAAAGCAGGUGGGGAGUCGCCAGCAACGGGGGAAUCCUGGGAGCCCAGCGCAUCCGGGACAUGGAGGACAAGUACCUUCCGUGA
Molecule: messenger RNA, 780 nt
Organism: Geodia barretti
Lineage: Eukaryota; Metazoa; Porifera; Demospongiae; Tetractinellida; Geodiidae
Source: the annotation of a GenBank genome assembly